AAUGCAUUGAGUGCCCGCAGCGCGGCGAGGCGGGGCGUUACGGUACGAAAUGGAGCUGCGCGCCUCCAGCCGCCAUUACGGUGUGACGGGCCGCCGUUCUCGAGAGAGCUGGGCAGGAGUUCGCGUGAGAUCUCGGCGGCGGGGCGAGGAGGGAGAUCCAAGCGGGGCAGCGGUGAGCUAUGGAGGACUUGGAAGGUAAUACCACCGUCUUCUCCACUCUGAGAUCCUUCAACAACUUCAUUUCACAGCGUAUGGAGGGGGUGUCCGGGCAGGCUGUGCCAGCAUCGUCUCAGAGCUCCUUGCAGCUUCAGUACCAGCAGAGGGUGCAGUUGGAAGAAGAAGCUGGGCAGAUCCAUUCCAAAUCGCAGCUCCUGCAGGUGGAACGGGAGAAGAUGCAGAUGGAGCUUAGCCACAAACGAGCUCGCAUUGAGUUGGAGAAGGCUGCUAACACUAAUGCCAGAAACUAUGAGAGAGAGGCUGACCGUAACCAGGAGCUGCUCACACGCUUAAAGCAGUAUCAGGAAAGGGAAACAGAAGCUGAAAAUAAGCUGAAGGAGCAAAUGGAGGUGAACAAAUCCUAUAAGAAGAGUAUGGAGACCAUGAGUAAGAAACUGCAAGAGAAGGAGAGCAAAUUAGCUGAAGCUAAUGAAACAAUCACUAUAUUAAAAGGCAAAAUAUCUGAUCUACAAUGGAAUAUAAUGAAUCAGGAGAUGCAGAUGACAAGCCAAGACUCACAGAAGCAGGAGCUGAUGGAACAGCUGGAUGUUCAACAUAAGAAAUGGCAAGAGGCUACUCAGCAAAUCCAGACAUUGCAAGCGAGCCAGUCCCUACUGGCAGAAUAUGAACAGAAGAUUAAGGAUCUGGAACAGAAGAUCUCUCAGCAGGAACAUGAUGCUGUUAUUGUCAAGAACAUGAAGGCAGAACUGGCCCGUUUCCCAAAACUGGAGCGGGAGCUGCGGCAGCUUAGGGAGGAAAAUGCGUAUUUCAGGGAAAUGAAAGAAAACAAUGGAUUGCUUAAAGAAGAAGUAGAAGGUCUCCAAAGAAAAUUGGAACGCUAUGAGAAAGUCCAAGCACAGUUAGUGACUGCUGAGUUGGAAAAUGAGAAACUUCUGGGAAAACUAAAAAGCUGGGAGAAACUGGACCAGAGCACUGGCUUGAAUAUCAGGACACCUGAAGAUCUCUCAAGGCAAAUUGUGGCCCUGCAGCAAAGGGAGCUCAUGCUGAAAGAGCAGAACUCUACCAUCACAAACAGUGCCCGAAUACUGGAGAAGGCCCGGCAGCAGCUGCAGGAGGAAAUUCUACAGGUCCAGAGCCAGCUCUUGGAUGAGAAGAAGAAGCGUGAGCAGCACGAGGCCCUGGUCAGACGGCUGCAGAAACGUGUGCUGCUGCUCACCAAGGAGCGUGAUGGGAUGCGAGCAAUCCUGGAGUCGUAUGACAGCGAGCUGACCCCUGCAGAGCACUCCCCACAGCUGAACCGGCGCAUGCGGGAGGCUGAGGAGAUGGUGCAGAAGCUUCACACUCAUAACGCCGAGCUGGAGGUUCAGAUGUCUCAAGUUCUGGAAGAAGUAGGAAAUCAGAAGCAAAGAGCAGAGAUGCUGGAGGUGGAGAUGAAGGUCCUGAAGUCUCGAGAGUGCACCGCAGAGCAGAGUACCUUCAUCACCAAGGAGGAGGUUGACACACUCAGGCUGAAGAUUGAGGAGCUGGAAGCUGAACGCAGCAAGCUGGAAGAGCAGAACAGAUAUCUGGAAAUGAAACUGGAGAAGUUAACUAUGCAGGGCGACUAUGACCCCAGCAAAACCAAAGUGCUUCAUUUCAGCAUGAACCCAGCAAGCCUGGCCAAGCAGCAGCGCAAGGAGGAGCAGCAGCAGCUGCAGGAGGAAUGCGAGAGGCUGAGGGAGCUGGUGAGGGUGCUCGAAGCUGGCGGCUCCAUCCAUGGGAAUCUGGAAGGAGUUGGGAGCUUUCAGUCACCGCAGGAAGUUGCAGAGCUGAAGAAGCAAGUGGAAAGCGCAGAACUAAAAAACCAGCGCCUGAAGGAGAUCUUUCAGACCAAAAUCCAGGAGUUUCGCAAGGUCUGUUACACACUCACUGGGUACCAGAUCGACAUCACCACUGAGAACCAGUAUCGACUCACCUCCAUUUACGCCGAGCACCAAGGAGACUGCCUGCUCUUCAAGAUGGCCAAUGCUGUGCAUGCACAGCUGCCACAUUCCUGGUCUGUGGGGUUGGUGCAAGCUGUCUCUGCUGACUGUGAGGCUGCAGGAUGGGAGAGAACAAGGCCUGAACCGCAGCCAAUGCACCAGACCUUUCUGCUCUGCUCUGGGCUCCUUCCUGCCUCUCUCAGAGAGCACACAGAUAUAUUGUUUUUUUAAUUAAAAGUAUUAUGUAGCAGAAGAUUAAUUAGAAAUGAAAGUGAUUAUUUAUCUUUUUUAUCCCUUUGCUUUAUGGCAGUGGAAAAGGCCCAUGCCAGGCAACUGCUUGAAGGAGCUGGAACUUCUCCCGUUAAUGGAUUCCAGGCAGUUUGCCUCUGGACAGCUCUUAUAAAUAAUGAACUGCUUGCACAGAUUGAGGCAGUGCAGGUGGUCUUCAUUCCAACCAACCAAGAUAAAUCCAGAGGCUGUAGGGCGUUCCCAUCCUCAGCCCCGUGCAAACAAGGCAGUUCCUCCCCAUUCCCUUUCCCCUUCUCUGUGCACAGAUCAGGGGAGCACCUAUGGCUGUGGGUUUGUACCACUUCCCAUUGCACAUAACUGUUAUAUUAACCCGCAGAAAUGAGGAUUUGUUUCAAUGGGUGCUCCACAGAGCCCGUCCUAGAGGAGAAAUCCUCUCCCAGAACGAAAACUAUUCUUGACUUAAAAGCACCCAGGAGUGUUUAUACAGUGUGGGGACUUAAAAGCAGCCCACCCUGAUGCAGGGAUGAAUUUCAGCCUGGAGGAGGCUGACAUAGCCUGAGGGCUCCUCUUCAUGUUGUGCCGCUUGCCCCGUUUAUUUCCUUCUCAUUAAAACUGAAGCGUUGACUGCAGGAAGAUGAAGGUGAAGGUCCCCAGCUGCAGAGAGCUCCUGUGGUCAUCAGCCACCUGGUCCAGAGAGAGGCUGGGGACUGCUCCAAGAGCCUUUUCUGUGCCUCUAAAUACAGCAGCUAAUGACACCUUCCGCUCAGCGGGAAGAAAACAGAAUUACUAAACUUGCAAUUUGGCACAGUGGGAGUGUGAGUUUGUCCUGCCAGUUUCUUGUUGCUAUAUAUUUCCAAGACUUCCUUUUUUUUCGCUCUUCCAAGCAGGUAGAAUUCAGAUCGGGGUUCCUUUUAAGGAUUCAAAUUAUGCAUAUGGGAAGUGUGGCCUGAAAUGGAAGAAAUUAAUGGCUGCUUGUAAGUCCUGUGGCACAAAGAGGAGAGCGUGCAGGUUGUCUGGGAACUGCCACAUGCGUUGGCCUUAUGAGUAAUGUGUAGUGAUGUCCCAAUAGGAGCCGUGUCCCCUGUAAAAUGUUGAAGGAGAUGUAUAUAUUUCCAUAUAAUUUUAAUCACUUUGAUUUAUGGUUUAACUUUGUACUAGGGAGGCUGCAUAGAGGUUCCAGGAGAAUAUUAUUUUAAAUGGCUUUGGGGGCAAAAGAAAGGAAAUUACUGAAGGCAAGGUUAGAAACAGCUGAUCACUUCCAGUUGAGCAAGUUUUACAGUCAUGUGCUAUGAUAAUUGAAGGUUUGAUGUUAAAUGCUACAGAUCUGUGCUGGAGAAGGAAAUAGUCUCCAGCCAGAGAUUGCUGCGGUCUUUUACUGCCAGUAUGGGGAAGGGGAAUGUCUGUAGGGCAUGAGGUGACAUUUGUGAGGAAGGGUGAGGAGCAACAAAGACAUCUUAACAAGACCUGGCUGGUUUUGGAUGGGGUGUAUUUUCUACAGGAAAAUCUGUGCAUACGAUACAUCUCCAAGGGUCAUGAAGACCCAUCCUGAAGAUGCUGAAGAUAUUUAGAGGAGUCAGAUGCAUUUCUCCAGCGAUGCCUGUAAGGAACCUGUUGAGCACUGCUUGUCCAGGGUCCGCUAGGGCAGCAUAGGUUCAAAACCUGCACAAAUAUGUUAUGAAGACGUUGAACUGUCUGCCUUUCCAGUUUUCCUUCUACAUCUCUAUAUGCUGUUGCCCAAAAUCUGUGCUCUAGAACCAAUCACCAAUUUAGACCAGUGAGAUACAUACAAGCCUAAUUUCUACAACCAGCGCCAAAGUGCUCAGGGCAAGUAGGUGGAUUGUUUCUGGAGCCAUGACUUUCUUUCAGUGUUCCUAUCAACUAUUUUCCAGUCAAAAGAGGUCAAACAUUCUCCUGGGUAGGGACUUAUUGAGCACAGAACUUACUAUUAGGGCAGCACUGUAUCUUGUAAUUAGAGAUAUAAUUUCCGUCUCUGUGGAGAGUCAGCCUAUUGCCUGGGUACCAUUUAAGAGUUUCACAAGAUGAAUUAAGCAAGGAUGGGUUGAGCAAUACGAUGAAUUUCAAUGGAGAUGGUUUGCCUGAAGUCCUACAGGAGUUUCAGACAAGUUGAAAAGGAAAUACUUGUCCUCAUCUUCCUUCCCGUUCUCCUUCAGAGUCAGCAAUAACAAUUGCAUUGUUUGGGGUGUUGUGCAGGUGUGGCAAAGCUGGGUGAAUCUCUCAAUUCUUUUCUUGUCUUACACUCAAGUAUAAAGAUUUUUUGCUUGCGAAGGACCUGUCUCAGAAACUGGUUGUUGCAGUAUAUCUGAAGCAUCAGAUUUUGGCAAGCUUCAAAGUAUGAUGUAAGAGAUUCUUACUUAAUUUAGCACUUCGUUAACUUCAAUUCCCCCCUCCCCCUUACCUACAUGGAUGGUAGUAGUGCUUAUGAUAUUCCACAGGGAGUUCAGUGCUUUAUAUGCUUUGUAUAAAGUCAUUUACGUAAGUGGGGUAUAAAUCAAUCAAACAUGAGGAAAAAAAAAAAAGGGAAAGCAAUCAACUGUGGACUUGAAAGAAGGAAGAGGUGAAAGACCGAAAGAAAAGAAGGACAGGGAUGAUGAAUGGAGAAGAAAAAUAGAAACAAAUCUGCCAUGCAAAAAAGAAAGGAGAAAAGAGGGAAAGAACAGAAGAGAGAGAGGAAAAGCAAAGGAAGACCAGAGGUUUAAGUUAAUACAAUGCAUUCUUCUCUGUAAUUAUAUUCAUUUGAUGUAAAUUCGUGCCAGCCGCUUUACAGCAGUGUUAAUGAGCUGGAGGAAGCAAGAGCUGAUACCCACAGCGGAGCAGAAGAUAGGACUCGGAUCGAAUCUCUGCUUCUCUCGGUAGGCAUGAGAUAUAUUUAGCAUCAGAGCACGCUGCUAUCGUGUGCCUUCAGUCUUAUGCUGAGUCUUUUGAAUGAAGAUCUCAAAGCACAUCGUUACUUUGGAGGCAAUAUUUCCUGAAUUCCGACAGUCUCAGUUUCUGGGAUCAGCAGUUGCCAGUUGUUGCUGUGUUCAUGUUUUCAUAGUGCAGUUGUCACGGAGGGGGCUGGCUCAGGGCUCUGCUGAGCUGGGCAGUCCUGCUGUCUUCAUUGAAUUCCUGGUCUGCAGCUUUCUUUGGAAGGUGCUUUGCUACUACCAGGUGUGAGGCUUGUGCAUUCCAUCUCAGUAGAACGGAAUGAAUUCAUUUGACAAGUGGAGAACGUUGCAUCUGCAGGUUUGCAUUUGCCUUCCUUGCAUUCAUGCAUCGCCCUCCAGGCAGAUGAUGGUCUCGUUGCCCUCGUGCCACCUCAGUCCUGUUAAUACUGUCACUCUAAUGGUGCACAAAGUGCUGAGGAGCCAUGGACUGCACUUGUGAUUUCUCAUCAGGGUGGCUUGCGUUCCUUCAUCCUUAAAAAACACUGUAGGUUUUACUGGAAAAAGGGGAAGGGAAAAAUCCCUGUAUUCCCAGAGAUUACAGAAAAUUUAUGUUCCACGUGUGUGGCUGAUAGAAAUGGAAAGCUUGUGUGUUCUUGGGCUGCUUAUUAUCAAUAGGUAGGAAAAAACGCCCGGGGCUGAUGCACACCAGCUCCUUUGCUCCUUGAUUGCUCUGGAGCUUAUUGCAGCUGCCUGGCUUUAAGGGAGCCUGAGAUACUGUAGGUGUCAGAUAGGAGAUGGCUGGUCACGGUCCCCGUUAGGAGACCUGGUUGUCCUUGGUGGCUUUCAGCUGCCUUUGGGAAGUGGCAGCCAUACCUGGGAGCUAUGGGGCUACUGCCCUCGCAGGUCUAACUGCUAAGCGUUGUUAGGGAAGGCAGAAUGGUAGGCUUCUUUUUGGCAAGAAGGAUGGGAAUAUUCUCCCAGCUAAAUAAAACUGUAAGUUUGGGGCACAAUUGACCCAUUUAUUCUCACAAUUGUACAACAGCUUUGUAGGUGGUAAUGACUUCUGUCAGCUUCUUUUAUUUUAUUUGUCGCUUUGAACUACCAGCUUAUAGAAGAACCACGGGCUCCUUGUUGGUAGAAAGAUGGCUUUAAGUUGCUGAAUCAUUACAAGCAUCAUAAUGCAGAGGGAUCUAAUCUUUUUAUCCAGGGCUUGCUUUGGGCUCUGCUUUCCCUUAGGACCUGAGUCUUGAAGAAGGAACAAGAAAAUUAGCCCUAAAAAGAUGGUUUGGCUCGAUGUGAAGCAAUCCUCCGUGCACUCCACCUUUCUGAAGGCUGCUGCUUGCAGUGCUGGAAUGUUAGUCUGGAAAAUAUGAGAAAGAUCUGGAGAAACACUCAGGUUGUCACAAGGGCACAGAGGGCACCUCCCAGUGUUGAACAUUUACAGGAAUACGUUGUAUGUAGUAAUCAAGACUGUGGAUAAUUAUGUUUUGCAAUGAAAUCUGUGAACAUCUGUUCCUAUUCUGUGCCAAGUCCCCAACUCAGGAUUCCAUGUUGACUCCACAGCAGUCGGAAAGCACAUUUGCCCCCUAAAGUAAGGGGAGGUUGCAAGGUAGGAUGGCCAUUGACUAUUGAUAUUCAGUAAUUAACAGUUCCACUGGUGCUGUGUGUGUACUUGGUGUGGGACAACUGCUGCUGCCCCUUUGCAAUCCAAAAGGAAAACCAAAAAGACUUUCAUUGCCUUUAGCAGAAGUUUGAAAGUCUGAUGGAAUUCUGUGCUAUAAAUGUUUAUCUUUGGGAUCCCUGUUUUUUUUUCCCCCACUGGGAGAGCUCUUGGGUGAUGGUAGGGAUCCCAUAGCUGCUACAGCUUUUCUUCUAGCAGUCACUGAGAAGUGGUGCUUGAUGGACAGCAUGUUGAAGGGGAGGAGCAUGCAUCUUUUCUGCCUUCUGCUUUAGCCUUUUGCAAUGCCCUUUGAAAGAGAACAGUGGAAACAAUCAAGUACCCAUCUUUUCUGAGUGUUUUAUCACACAUGAUAGAAGUCCCAGCUGGUGG
Coturnix japonica (Japanese quail) is the source of this 7322-nucleotide messenger RNA. Lineage: Eukaryota; Metazoa; Chordata; Aves; Galliformes; Phasianidae. The record is from RefSeq and is a predicted model, not a curated record.